Molecule: messenger RNA, 3327 nt
Organism: Prosopis cineraria
Lineage: Eukaryota; Viridiplantae; Streptophyta; Magnoliopsida; Fabales; Fabaceae
Product: pentatricopeptide repeat-containing protein At4g32450, mitochondrial-like
Exons: 8
Coding region: 373-2724 (783 amino acids)
Biological process (GO): RNA modification
Molecular function (GO): RNA binding; zinc ion binding; protein binding
Source: RefSeq, a predicted model, not a curated record
CGGCCCCCCGCUCUGGUCGCUCGCACAACGCACCCAUUCGCUCACUCGCAGGUCGCAAACGAGGCCCUAGCCCCCCCCUUCGCCGCCACCGUCUAUCGGGACAUCUUAUAUUUGCCGUUCGACAAGUGCUGCCUCUGAUUCGAGUUGCUUGUUGCAAGGUAGUUAUUACGUUUCUGCUAAACUUAAGGAAAAUAUACAGAUGUUUCUGUAUCAGGAUAAAUUUCUGUAUCUUGGUUUCAAAGCAGGGGUAUAAAAAGGAGAUUCUUACGGAAAGAAUUGCAAAAUUGUCAAGCAGAGUAACUGUGAUGCAGUUUGGAGCACAAACUAAAAUUGAGCUCAAAGAAAAGAAAUUGAGAGUUGAAUAUGCACUAAAUGCUACGAAGGGUUGAGUCUAACGAUUUUUUAUGCAAUUGGAAGAAGUUUUCUGCUCCAACUGAGGGUUGUUUUUGCUGCUUAAAGUUAAAAACACACAGGUACAAGCAACCAAUGUCAUCUAGGAGAUCCUCGCUUCUCACUGUCAAUUCUCUUACAAGGUUACUCAGCAAAGGUUAUUCACUCGACAAUGUGGAUUCUAUCAAAAUCUGUAAUACUUGGAAGACUCUCUGUACUUCUGCUGAAAGGUUGGAUUUCCAAUCGGUCAGUGCUUAUCACCAAGAUGAUUCUUUAAAUUAUCAGCAAAGUCAUGCCAAAUUUUAUCCUACAAGUCCAAAUGGCACAAAUUCUUAUCAGUCACAGUACGAGCAAAGUUCAGAUAAUGUUAAUCAAACACAUGCAAGCGGGUUUUGUGGAGGAAGUUCAGUGCACAAUCCGAAGAGCUUUCACCAAUGCAGGGGCUAUUUUGAAGGUCUUCAGAAUGAAAUUGGGAACAAACAAACUGAGCAUGGUGGGAAUUUUGGUGGAAUCUAUGAACAUAAAAAUGAUACUCCAGAGAGAUUUUCUAGUGGAACUGAUCAGAUUUUUGAUGAACCUAACUUGAAUAGUAAUAUAAAUGUUUUCCAGCAUAAUUUGGCCAGGCAAAGAGGAGUUCCUGAUGGCUAUUGUGGCCGAAACAACACAGGAAUGCAACAGAACCUAGAUAGGGCUGGUGUUGGUAAUUCAAAGGGCUUUGGGAAGCAUUUAAGUGCAUUUGUUGAGAACCAAGAUGGGUUCUAUGCUCAACAGAACCUAAAUGGCAUGAGUGGAAAUCUGGAGAGUUCAUAUGCCUCUUGGACAGAGGGACCAAGAGCAAGGGCAUAUCAUUCCAAUACGUAUAGCUCACAGAUCCUCUCUGAGCCUGUGGGAAAUCUGAAAGGGAACCUUGACCAAAACUGCAGCAGUUUUCAGUAUGAACCAAAAAAUCAAUUCCCAUGGAAUAACAAAAUGAGUAAUCAGUGUGACCCAGGUUCUGGAGCAUUUCCAUGGAAUAUAAAGGAGAGUCAAUAUCCUCCGCAUUUGCAAACAGCACAGAGUUCAACAAUUGGUUCUCAACUAUCAAAUAAUGCAAAACCUGAGAUAGAGUCAGCUGAGGCAUUUGCUACUAGUCCGUAUAAGGAUAACCUUGAGGAACUAGAUAAUUUUUGCAAGGAGGGCAAAGUGAAAGAAGCUGUAGAAAUUUUAGGAUUGUUGAAAAAGCGGCAUAUUCAAGUGGAUUUGCCUCGAUAUUUGCAAUUAAUGCACCAAUGUGGGGAGGCUAAAGCUCUAGAAGAGGCAAAAAUCAUACACAAACAUGUCUUGCAGUAUCUGUCACCUCUCAAUGUGAGCAUAUAUAACAAAAUACUAGAGAUGUAUUCAAAAUGUGGUUCUAUGGAUGAUGCAUUCAAGGUGUUCAAUAAUAUGCCAAAGCGCAAUUUGACAACUUGGGAUACUAUGAUAACCUGGCUUGCAAAGAAUGAGCUUGCAGAAGAUUCAAUUGAUCUUUUUACUCAAUUCAAGAAAAUGGGACUAAAACCUGAUGGAAAAAUGUUCAUUGGUGUUUUUGCUGCAUGCAUUAUGCUGGGUGAUAUUGAUGAAGGAAUCCUACAUUUUGAGUCAAUGAGCAAAAGUUAUGGCAUUGUACCAUCUAUGGCUCAUUAUAUCAGUGUAGUAGACAUGUUUGGAAGUAUUGGACAUCUUGAUGAAGCAUUUCAAUUUGUUGAAAAUAUGCCAGUGGAGCCAAAUGCUGAUGUAUGGGAGACCUUGAUGAAUCAUUGUAGAAUUCAUGGGAACUUGGAUCUAGGGGAUCGCUGUUCUGAAUUAGUUGAGCAGUUGGACCCUUGUCGCUUAAAUGAGCAAUCUAAGGCUGGCCUUGUACCUGUAAAAACCUCAGACCUGGCAAAAGAGAAAGAAAAGAAGAAGUUAGUGAACCAAAAUCUUUUGGAAGUAAGGAGCAGAGUCCAUGAAUAUCGAGCAGGAGAUACUUCUCAUCCUGAGAAUGAUAAGAUUUAUGCUUUGCUUAGAAGCUUGAGGUCACAAAUGAAAGAAGCUGGCUAUAUUCCAGAAACAAGAUUUGUGUUGCAUGACAUAGACCAAGAAGGCAAAGAGGAAGCUCUUCUUGCCCACAGUGAGAGACUUGCUGUUGGUUAUGGUCUCUUAACCAGCUCUGCCCGUUCUCCUAUUAGGGUUAUAAAAAACCUCCGUUUUUGUGGUGAUUGUCAUAAUGCACUAAAGAUUAUUUCCAAGAUUGUUGGCAGAGACCUCAUCAUUCGAGAUGCUAAAAGGUUCCACCAUUUCAGUGAUGGGGUGUGCUCUUGUGGGGAUUAUUGGUGAACAUCAGAAACUAGGUGAAGGACUUGUGUGACAAGGCAAAGGAGAUUUUGAUGGCAGAGAGCAAUGUUCAGGUGUCUCAUGGCCUAAACCUUAGGGACAGAGAUAAGGGAUGCAAACAUACUUCUCAUGCUUGCUAAAGGCAAGGUUUUAUAUACACGACGAAAUUUGGGGUUUUAUGAAAUUAGGCUCUUCCUUGCUAGGAGGAAUGUGAAGCAAAACUGUUGGAUGUUGAUUCAGAGAGAUCGAGGUUGGUCUGUCAUUCUGCAUUCCAUUCUUUUUCCAUCCUUCUAUUUUGUUUUGUCUUCUAUUGUGUUCUGAGGUUGGGAGGAUGGUCAACAGGUCAAGUACUCAAGUCUAUUGAGCUAACAAAAACUGUUAUUUAUUCAAGGGAUAGCGUUAGUGGGGGAUUUUGAUAAAAAUUAUAAGACUGGAACUUGCAAGGAUGGGUUCAAAUAACCAGUGAUCCAUUGAGUUGAAUAAAAAAUUUCUACAUUGAUAGAUGAUGCAAAUAGUUUUAACAGCAUCAAAUGAUAGUUUGAUUUGGUUGUAUUUUGCCACAAUGCGACCAAAUGAGUCGAGUCAGGUUUGCUUGACAUUUUUUAA